Messenger RNA from Hordeum vulgare subsp. vulgare (domesticated barley), 1396 nucleotides. Its product is annotated as F-box protein PP2-B10-like. Bases 108 to 1046 code for a protein of 312 amino acids. The record is from RefSeq and is a predicted model, not a curated record. Gene Ontology annotation, molecular function: protein binding. Lineage: Eukaryota; Viridiplantae; Streptophyta; Magnoliopsida; Poales; Poaceae. The transcript has 2 exons.
GUCAUACAUACAUGCCGUACGGUACGGUAUAUAACUGUAUACGCACACCCAAUCCCGGGCACACAACGCAACAACACGCAUAGACGAGGGUGGCCGCGGCUGGAUCGAUGGGCAGUCACGGGCCUGGCACGUCCAUGUCGAUGUCCAUGGCGACGGCGGCGGCGGAGGAGGAGGAGGAGGACAGGACGCGGCUGUGCGACCUCCCGGAGGCGUGCGUGGCGCACGUGCUGGCGCUCACCUCCCCGCGGGACGCGUGCCGCUGCGCCGCCGUGUCGCCCUGCUUCCGCGACGCCGCCGAGUCGGACGCCGUCUGGGCGCGCUUCCUCCCGCCGGACUACCGCGCCAUCCUCCAGCUGCACCAGGCGCCGGCGCCGGCGCGGAGCUUCCCCCUCUCGCGCUCCGGCUCCACGGCGGGGGCGGGGGCGGCGUCGAGCAAGAAGGAGACGUACCUCGGGCUCAGCGACGUGGCCGCGCUGGUGGACGGCGGCGGCGGCGGCAUGGCGGUGUGGCUGGCCAGGGGGAGCGGGGCCAAGUGCGUGGCGCUGUCGGCGAGGAGGCUCAGCCUGCCGUGGGAGGACGGCGAGUUCAGCUGGAGGUGGACGCCCCACCCGCUCUCCAGGUUCGCGGACGUGGCCCAGCUGGUGGACUGCACAUGCCUGGACAUCUACGGCCGGCUCCCCACGGCGGAGCUGACGCCGGCCACCGCCUACGCGGCGUACCUCGUCUUCGCCACCACGGACGCCCACCGCGGCCUGAGCUUCCCGGACCAGGAGACGACGGUCAGCGUCGGCCGCAGUGCCCCGUGCCGCCAAACGGUGUGCCUCCGCCCCGACACCGCCGAGGCACGUAGGUUCAGGGGCGGGAAUGUCGAGGCGAGGGGGCCGGCGCAGCGCGGCGACGGGUGGUGGGAGGUGGAGAUGGGGCGGCUGCGCACCGGCGACGGGGCAGCGGUGGUCGGGGAGGAGGUGGCGGUGAGCUUCGAGAUGCUGGGGUGGUACCCCAAGCGCGGGCUCGUCGUGGAAGGCGUCGAGUUCAGGCCCCUGUGAUGGAUCGAUACCGGAGACCUCGAGUUACUACGGACGUACGCGCACAUUGCUUGUACGAUGAAUAUCGGUUCAUCCAGUCGGUGAGGUGGUAUGUAAUCGUGCGUGUGUAGGUUGUGAAUAGUAAUUUGGACAACUUUUUAUUUCGAGUUUCUUAAUUAGUGAUGACAGGGACUGAUUCUUCUGCCUUUUCUUUUUUUGCAUUGCAUGAGAGGUGUUUAUAUAGAAACAUGGUACACAUGCAUAUGCUCCUAUGCACGUAUAUGGACUCAAUCAUAUGUUUGCAUUCAUGUACACUCUAUUUCUAUGAGCACCUAUAAGAGGCUCGGCCAGCUGGUUUUUAGAUUGACGAA